Messenger RNA from Boleophthalmus pectinirostris (great blue-spotted mudskipper), 8573 nucleotides. RefSeq names its product phosphatidylinositol-4-phosphate 3-kinase, catalytic subunit type 2 alpha (gene pik3c2a). Bases 371 to 5497 code for a protein of 1708 amino acids. The transcript is spliced from 33 exons. Gene Ontology annotation, molecular function: 1-phosphatidylinositol-3-kinase activity; 1-phosphatidylinositol-4-phosphate 3-kinase activity; phosphatidylinositol binding. The record is from RefSeq and is a predicted model, not a curated record. Gene Ontology annotation, biological process: phosphatidylinositol 3-kinase/protein kinase B signal transduction; phosphatidylinositol-3-phosphate biosynthetic process; cell migration. NCBI's taxonomy places the organism in Eukaryota, Metazoa, Chordata, Actinopteri, Gobiiformes, Gobiidae. Gene Ontology annotation, cellular component: phosphatidylinositol 3-kinase complex; cytoplasm; plasma membrane.
UUGGACAGGCUAUUAAAGACGGAUACUUCAGCGGUAACUCCACACUUUAGCACCGAAGAGAAACGACUCCAUUUUCCCAGCUUUAACGGACAAGUUCUGGAAAAGUGUCCGAAGUCUGUAAGGAAAAGUUUGGCCCGGACAGAACUGUGACAAACUGCAUUAAAAGUGCAUUUGAAUCCGUUAUUAUUCACAUUUUAAUUAUAUUAUCACUCCUUCAAUGUUAAUCUAUAGAUAUUGCAUUGUUUUACCGAAAAUCAAGCAUUUUAAACACUUUGAAAAUAUUGUUCAGCCGAAAACACUGAACCUCGUUUAGAAAACAAGCAAGCGCCUGACCUCUUCUUCUCUCUCUGAUGGGCCUCUGGAGCUGACGAUGGCGCAGAUCUCCCAGACUCGCGGCGCCCCCGUGGGGAAAGAGGAGGCGCUGCGCAUGGAGGAGGAGGCUCUGGCCAAAUUGCAGCGAGAGAAACGACAGACUUUCCCUUCAAACGCCUCAAAACCUGCUCCAAAACUUGCGCAAAAACCCACACGGGCCAACUCGCUUCCACAGACCACACCCCUAACCUCGCCCCUCACUGCCUCCACCCGCCCGGAGAAAGACCUGAUUGUGUUUCCGGAGGCUAAAAAACAGACGCAGGAAACGUUUAAAGACAUUGAUGUGGAUAAACUGACCAAUGAGGAGCUGGAGAAACUGCUACUGGAUGAGAACUUUGCGGCAAAUCGUCCGACAAAACCCGCUCUCCUCGGAUUCAAUCUGAGCGCCUCAUAUCCGGGUGGAAUCCACAGCAGUGGCAACACCUUCUCACCAGCCAAUCAGUGGACUCCGGUGCUCCAGACUCCACCCACCGCCAGCUCCCCGUCACCCCUUUACCCCACAGCUCCAUUUCCUAAAGCAGGCACGUUUCAAAAUGGCUUCCCUCCGUUCAUGGCGUCUCCCUUCAUCCCGUUCACACCACCUGCCGCGCUUGUGUUUCCAACCCCCGGCCCACCCAAGGUCGACCCCGAGAUGGCAAAACUGUUUGAUAAAAUCGCCAGCACAAAGGAGUAUCUAAAGAAUGGGCGAUCCGGGAGCAGUGACGCAGAUCCGGCGCCAGCUCGGACCACUUCCCUCGAGCCCAAAGCCGUGAGUACGAAUCCAGCUGAGUCAACCUCCUCCUCCAACAUGGGGAGGUUUGAUUGGCUAGACCUGGACCCGUUGACGAAGAGGAAGAGUGAGGCGGAUGAGGCGGGGCUACAGGAACAGGAAAUGGGUGCGAGCGAAGGCGAUCCUUGGGAUGCUGUGCUGAGGACAGAGGGGGAUUCUGGGAGUUGUAGUGAUAAAAAUAGCGACGGAUCUGAGGGGAGGAGCUCUGUAACGAGGAGGGUGGCAUCUGGAGCAGCAGUCACACGCAGUCACUCCUUGAACACGCACGGAACAUCGCCACAUAAGAACAACCAGGAGAAGAGUCGAGGCAAAGCUCUGGUGAAGAACGCUGCUCUAGAUGAAACUGAUGCCCAAAACCUGGAGCUGCUGUCAUUCUGUCACCAAGUCACACACCUCAGGUCUCAGUUCCUUCACUCAGACCCCGUCUCAAACCCGGGCUUUGUCCUGAGUCCAGUGAUUCCUCAGAAAAACCUUUCAGAUUCUGCCUCUGUCAAAGUCUGUAUCGAGACCGCAGAGAGGAGCCAACCAGUCACCUUCACCUGCGAUGUCUCGUCUCCAGUGGAGCUGCUCAUCUCGCAGACCUUGUGUUGGGUUCAUGAUGAUCUGGACCAGGUGGACUUCUCCAAAUACCUGCUCAAAGUCUGCGGACAGGAAGAGGUGCUCCAGAAUAAGCACAGCCUGGGCAGUCAUGUUUACAUUCAGAACUGUAGGAAAUGGGAGAGUGACAUCAGUCUGCAGCUGUUGUCUGUGGAGACGAUUAAGAGGGACCUCGCAAGAUCGGCGGAAGACGACUCUGCUCCCAUCGACCUGGACAAACACCUGACUCAGGUGGAACGACCUUUUAAGGAGAAUGUUACCAGACAGGGGCUGGCUGAUUACCUGGAGGGAUACCACAACCAGGUCGCCCUCUGUCUGCAGGACAAGAGCUCUCAGUAUAAGACAGUGGGUCGUUUAGUGCAGACAGUGAAGAACCUUCUCUGUGCACUGGACGAGGUGGAGACGACAGCUGUGACUGAAGCCGUGAAGAGACUCCAACACUGUGUCAACUUGCCAAGAACAAGAUCUCCUAAGAUGGGAUCUCCAGCACACUCCACAAAUGGUGACUCCAAUCCGGUGGAGGAGGGUGUGUCCGCUCUCACUCAGGCCGUGUACGACAUUGUCAAACUUUAUCUGCGGUCCUUUUGUAGCCCCUCCCCCUCCUGUGUCUCCUCCCACACCUGUGCCUCCUCCUGCAGUGCCCCAGAGCACCAGCAAGGGGGUGAGGAAACGGGGUCCUGUACCUCCCCUGACCACAUGGGGUCCUGUACCACUCCUGACCACACAGCGGCACUCUCCCGGGAGGCCUCAGGUGUUACAGAUCACCUUCAGUUCUCUCUCUCCAUGCUGCACGGGCUUCCUCACACUUGGGUCAGCAGUUUUGAGAAGUAUUUUGUGAUGUGUGCUUUGACCCACAAUGGCAAAAACCUGUUUAAACCGAUUCAGUCUAAACGAGUGGGAACCUACAAGAACUUCUUCUACCACGUCAGAUGGGACGAACUUAUAUUGUUCCCAAUGGCGGUGGCUGUGCUCCCCCUAGAGUCGGUCCUGAGUAUCACAUUGUUUGGGGUUUUGACUCAGACUAACUCUGGGUCUCCGGACUCAAACCGACCCAGGACUCCCCCAGAGCAGCUUGGGAGAGUCACCCUGCCUCUGUUUGACUUCAGGCGGGUGCUGGUGAGUGGCAGUAGACUCUUGGCUCUCUGGACCUCAGCUCAGGGUCCCGGGUCCAACAAAAGAGUCCCCAACGAGAGAAUCGUCCUCCAGCUGGACUUCCCCUGCUCCUCUGCUCCUGUGCUCUACAUCCCUCCAAAAGACUGUCCUCCUUUGGACCUACAGAAUCUCGAGGAGCUUGACCCAGAUCUGAGGCGAAAACUAGAGAGGAUCUGCAGCCGAGCAUCCAACUACGGAUUAAAGCGAUCGGACCUGCAGCUUCUCUGGGAUCACCGCCUCCACUGCCUGAAGCUCCGCCCCCUGUCCUUGCCCAAAGUGCUGAACAGUGCCCCCUCUUGGGACUGGGCCAGUCUCCCUCUGAUCCACAGUGUCCUGAAGAGCUGUGACCCCCUUCCCCCUGUGGCUGCGCUUGAACUGCUCGAUUCAAGGUUUGCAGACUCUGAGGUGAGGACUGUAGCUGUAUCCUGGAUCCAACAGAGCAGCGACGACGAGCUGUCAGACUACCUCCCACAACUUGUACAGGCUCUGAAGUUCGAGUGUCACCUUAAGAAUGCUUUGGUCCUGCUCCUUCUGUCCAGAGCUCUCGGCAACGUCAGCAUCGCUCACUACCUCUACUGGCUGCUGAAGGAUGCAGUUCAGGACGCAACCUGGGGGUGGCGCUACGAGCGAGUCCUGGGCGCUCUGCUGUGUCUGUGUGGGUCCAAGCUCAGAGCAGAACUGGACAAACAGAACAGACUGGUCAUUCUACUGGGAGCUGUGGCAGAGAGGGUGAAGGCUGCUACUGGAUCUAACAGACAGGUGGCACUGCAGGAGGGUCUGGAGAACGUGCAGAACCUGUUUGAGAGGAGCAGCUGCAGACUUCCUCUGAGCUCCAGUCUCGUUGCUAAAGAACUCAACAUCAAGGCGUGUUCUUUCUUUAACUCAAACGCAGUCCCUCUGAAGCUGGCUCUGGUGAACGCAGAUCCUCUGGGACAAGAGAUCAAUGUCAUGUUUAAGGUGGGAGAGGAUCUUCGUCAGGACAUGCUGGCUCUACAGAUGAUCCGAAUAAUGGACCGAAUCUGGCUCCAGGAGGGACUGGACUUGAGAAUUGUCCACUUCAAAUGUAUCUCUACGGGCAAAGACAAGGGGAUGGUGGAACUGGUGCCAAGCUCAGACACUCUGAGGAAGAUCCAGGUGGAGUAUGGGGUCACGGGUUCGUUUAAGGACAAACCUCUGGCAGAGUGGUUACGGAAAUAUAACCCUGCUGAAGACGAGUAUGACAAGGCCUCAGAGAAUUUUAUCUACUCAUGUGCGGGCUGCUGUGUGGCGACAUACAUCCUGGGCAUCUGUGAUCGCCAUAACGACAACAUCAUGCUGCGCUCCACUGGUCACAUGUUUCACAUCGACUUUGGAAAGUUCCUCGGACAUGCCCAGAUGUUUGGCAGCUUCAAGAGAGACCGUGCCCCGUUCGUGCUGACCUCAGACAUGGCGUAUGUGAUAAAUGGAGGAGAGAGGCCGACAAGCCGCUUCCAGCUAUUUGUGGAUUUGUGUUGUCAGGCCUACAACCUGCUGAGAAAGAACUCUGGGCUCUUCCUCAACCUGCUCUCUUUGAUGACGUGUUCUGGACUCCCAGAGCUUACUGGAGCUCAGGACCUAAAGUAUGUUUGUGAUGCUCUUCAGCCGAACAACAGCGAUGCAGAGGCUACUAUCUUCUUCACCAGGCUGAUUGAAUCGAGUCUGGGCAGCGUGGCCACUAAGUUUAACUUCUUCAUCCAUAACUUGGCUCAACUCCGGUUCUCUGGUCUCCCCACAAAUGAUGAGCCGAUCCUCUCCUUUUCCCCAAAGACCUACAGCCUCAAGCAGGACGGGAGGAUCCAACAUGCCGCCAUCUUCUCCUUUCAGAAGAGAUACAGCCCUGAUAAGCACUAUACCUAUGCUGUGAGGAUUCUCAGAGAAGGUCAGUCGGAGCCUCAGUUCAUUUUCAGGACCUUUGACGAGUUUCAGGAGCUGCACACAAAGCUGUCGGUUCUAUUCCCACUCUGGAAACUACCCAGUUUCCCCAACAAAAUGGUUUUGGGGCGCACCCACGUUAAAGAAGUUGCAGCAAAACGAAAACUGGAGCUCAACAAUUACGUCCACAACCUGCUGAGGAGCUCCACCGAGGUCACACAGUGUGACCUGGUCUACACGUUCUUCCAUCCCAUGGCCCGAGACGACAAGACCGAAGGCGAGUCUGCUCUCAAGAUGACAGGUCCUCCUCCAAGCCCUGUCUCUGGUCGAGUGGAGGGGGAAGUGAAGUUAUCCAUCUCCUACAGAAACAGCACCCUCUUCAUCAUGGUCAUGCACAUCAGAGAUCUGGUCUCAGAGGAGGGCUCAGACCCAAACCCCUACGUGAAAACCUACCUCCUCCCAGAUCCAACCAAGAGCAGCAAACGUAAGACCAAGAUCUGCAGGAAGACCAGGAACCCCACCUUUAAUGAAAUGUUGGUCUACAGUGGACACAGUAAGGAGAGCCUGGGUCUGAGGGAGCUCCAACUGAGCGUGCUCAGUGCAGAGUCUCUGAGGGAAAACUACUUUCUGGGUGGAAUCACGCUGCGCCUUAAAGACUUCGAUUUGAGCAAAGAGACAGUCAAGUGGUACAAGCUAACAGACGUACCACUGUUCUAACCAUAACAAAAUCAUAAUGUACCAGGAAGUACAGCAAACAAGAGAGAGGACAGCGAGAGAGGGCAUGACACGGUCAAGUGGAACAAGCUAACUGCUGUACUGCUGUUCUGAUGCUAACCACACCAACUGUACCAGCUAAACGCACCAGGAACCUCCAGAAAUAAGAGGAAAAGGGGCAAAGAGACAGUCAAGUGGAACAAGCUAACUGAUGUACCGCUAUUUAAACAUCAGAAAUUCACCAUAAUUUACCAGGAACUAAAGUAUACAAGAGAGAAGAGAGAGGGCAAAGAGACAGUCAGGUGGUACAAGCUAACAGGUGUACCACAGUUCUCACCAUAACUAUACUUAAAUGUAACAGGAACUACCCCUAUUUUAGCACCAAACCUGAACUGUAGUCCCAAGAAGUACAACAAAUAGGCAACAGCACAGAGGGAUACAGUGGUACAAGCUAACCAAUGUACUGCUCUUCUGACACAAAGUUUAAUCAGACAGUACAACAAAUCAGAGAGGAGAGAGAGGGGAAUCUGUGGUCAGGUGGUACAAAUUCAUUGAUGUGCAGCUGUUUUAGUCAUAACAUCAAAACAUGAGAUAGAGAGAUUAAACUGGAACAACAGAUACAAGAUCUUGGUGUAGAAAAAGCACUCUGAGGGGGCAGAUAAAUCUCAUUUUUGUAUCCACUCUCCUCCUGGAGAUUCAGCUCUGGUCCUACAAGCCGAGGAAAUCUGUAAACUUCAAAUUCCAAGAGGAAACAAAAGAACUGCAACAAAAAAUACAAAAAAUCUAAAGUGAAUCUCCUAAAAUUCCGUGUUCGGAAAAGCACAUUUUUAAACAAAAGCAAUAAAAGGAUGAUAGGAAACUGAGGGAAAACUUUGACUAAAACAAUCUAAACUCCCAAGCAAUAAUUCAACAAAGAAUAAACCAAAACUUUAAGGAACAUUUACAAAAAAUGAAAAGUUCAUAAGAAGUGAAAUGUAAAAGUUUGAGAUGGAGGGAAAGACAAUUAUCACACCAAAUUCUACAAAUCUAAAUCAGAGACUAAACCAGAGACUAAACCAGAGACUAAACCAGAGACUAAACCAGAGACUAAACCAGAGACUAAACCAGAGACUAAUCCAGAGACUAAUCCAGAGACUAAACCAGAGACUAAACCAGAGACUAAACCAGAGACUAAACCAGAGACUAAUCCAGAGACUAAUCCAGAGACUAAUCCAGAGACUAAUCCAGAGACUAAUCCAGAGACUAAACCAGAGACUAAACCAGAGACUAAACCAGAGACUAAUCCAGAGACUAAACCAGAGACUAAUCCAGAGACUAAUCCGAGGACUAAGACAGAACUAAACUAGGAUUAAACCAGGACUUUUUAGUUAGGUCUUAAACCAGUAAAUUUGGUGUGAUUUUGUCUCUAAAUCUGAACCAGUCACAAAUUGUUUUUAUUUCACCUAAUUUUUAUUUUUAAUUUAAGGUUGUAAAAAAAUUUUGGUUUAAUUUUGGUCAAUGAAAAAAAUAGUUAAAUCUUUUUCUUCUGAAUUAGAAGUUGUUUCAUGUUUUCACAAAUAUUUAUUUGGUGCAGAUUUCCACUGGUUUAGACACAUUUUUGUCUUUAAACUUCUGCAGGUGCCUUAAAUGCUUAAAGGGUCUUAUAAUGCUGUUUCCUCAUCACAAUCAUAUCUGGAAUUGUGUUCAUUCACACAGACAAACCCUGCAUAUUUAGGCUGAAUUCUCAGAAACACUUCUUGUGAUGUCAUGUGAUAAUACAGGAAGAGAUCCACUGUGUUUUUAAACUCCAUACAUCUUCACUAGAAUCAUUUGAUAAUUUCAGUCCCGAAAUUGCCAAUCUCCAUUGAACUAAAGGUAAAAGGAGCUGUUAACUUAAACUGCCACUACAUGACAUCACAAGGUGGAACAGAGCAUUUUGAGCUUUGGAGAUGUAGACAUACUAAUAAUAAAGGAUUACUCAUAUGUGUGAAUGAAACUAAACACAACUCCAGGUCUCUUUUUGAUGAGAUAACAACACUUUAACAUGACUUAAAGCUCACAAGAGUCUAUUUUGUGUAAUAUAGGACCUUGAAAUUUAAAUAAAAGUGAUUUGUUAAAUUUGAAUUUAAUCUUGUUUUCACAGUGAGACUCUAUCACCUGUAGAGACACUUUCACCUUUAAAACUUCAGAAAACUUAAAAAAAAAAAAAAAAAAAAGAAAGUCCUGUUCUGUCAUGUGUGUUGAACUGUUAAAAGUUCACUGUGUAACAUUUUUGGUGGAGGGGCUCUUCCUGCUCGUCUCCUUGGAGUGGUUGUUGCAUCGCCUGGAAUGUUCCACAUUAUGGCAUUAAAAAUAUCUCCAUGGGGAUAUGCAUGUGACACAACCAGGCAGAGUUACAGAUCAGAUCUGUGGUGAGCCUACUCACUGUAGCAGUUUUUCAAGGGAAUUUUGAGCAAUAAAAACCUCUUUAAUACAUGCAAGGUAGACACGUUUAAUGCCAUACUGUGGAACAUUUCAGGCAUAUCUUUAUGGAGAUGAGCAGAAGUGUUGCAUAGUGCACCAUUAAAUUUGCCUUAAAACAUCUGGUGUCUUUGUAAAUAUGAAACUGUCUGAACCACACUGCCCCCUGCUGCUGGCUCCUGUUUUUUUGUUUUGUUUUUUUCAUCUCCUUCUUUACCUCCUAACAUGUCUCCUAUCUUUGUUUCCUUAUCUCCUCUCUUCUCUCGUCGUCAACUCUCCUUGUCGUCCCACUCCACGUAUCCUCUUUCCUCUUCUCUUUCCUCGCCUCCUAACCAUGUCUAUCUCCUAGUCUCUUCUCUUCCCCUCACUCCUCAUCUCCUCUCCUUCCUCCUCCCUCCUCUUUCCUCACCUCUUUGGUCCACUUCAAAUUUUAUUUUAUUCUAAUUAGUUGUGAAUAUUCAGAAUCUGAACCACACUUUAUAUGUUUCACUUUUGUGUUUGUCAAACUGUUCUGGACCAAAUGUUUUUAGAGAAAGUAUUUUAAAUAUUAAUAUUAAUAAUAAUAAAGUGUAUGGCGUCUGAGCUCUGCCUCAGACGGGGCUUUUUCUUCUGAGUUUAACAAUAAACAACUAUAAAAACA